GAAUGGAAUAAUCUUGCGGAAAGCAGGGGGGAAACGCCUACUCGUCGUAAGGGGGGGUCAUAUGAUCUAUUUUAGGAGGAAACAUUACGUCAGUAAUUACGUAUUGAGGAUAUAUAGAAGUUAAAUUUUGUAAAACCGAAAGAAAAUAAUGAUUAAAAUUUCAGUAAGGAGUAGAUUUUAGACUUGUCAGUUCUUUAUACACUAUGGGAAUCAACUCUACAUUUAAAGAUGCUGUUGAGCAAGCAACGAGUCCUAAUUUAGUUGAACCAAACUGGGCUGCCAUUCUGCAAGUGUGUGAUUCUAUUCGUCAAAACGAUGUGAGUGCAAAGGUAGCUGUGAAUGAAAUCAAAAAGAAGGUUCACGAUUCAAAUUCACAAACUUCAAAAAAUGCUCUUAUUACACUCGAGGCAUGUGUUAAAAAUUGUGGCUCUCCAGUUCACGAGGAAGUCGCCACAAGAGAGACAAUGGAUGAACUUAGAUCAUUAAUUACUGUAUGUAAAACUUUGUCAGAACCAGUGAAAGUAGAAAUUCUGAGAAUCAUCAAUGCUUUAGCUUAUGCAUUCCGAAAUGAGCCUAAAUACAAAAUUGUUGAUGAUACAAGAAAUUUGAUGAAAAUGGAAGGUUAUGAAUUUCCAGAAAGAAACGAAAGUGAUGCCAUGUUCAGUGCUCUUAAGGCACCUGAUUGGGCAGAAGGUGACACAUGUUACAAAUGCAAAGUAAAGUUUGGGACGUUCACACGUCAGCAUCAUUGUCGGUGUUGUCAAGUAUUUUGUGGAAAAUGUUCCUCCAAGAAUUCUGUCAUUCCAAAGUUUGGUAUUGUCAUCAUCUUUCAAUCAAAGACGAAAAAUUCCGAAAAUAGUGAUUUACCGGCAGAAUACUUGAACAGUUCUUUAGCAAAAGAAUCACAGGUUCCUGAGAAAAAAUCUGACGAAGAGAUUAAACGGCAAGAACAAGAAGAUCUUCAGUUAGCAAUGGCUUUAUCGGUUUCUGAACAAGAUAAAAAACGACCAGGGGAGAAAGACGAAAGAAGUCGAAUUAACCCGACGACGGUUGUUGAAACAAGACCGUCUGCACCUGCUAGACCAUCCAUUUAUAGUUACGCAUCUUCGGCAAUGAACGAGCAACAAGUGGAGACUGACUCAGAGUUGGAUCGUUAUUUAAACAGACCUUAUUGGGAGAAAAAAAGCGAAGAAUUACCCCCGCCAGCAUACUCCACAGAGCAAGAUUCAAGUUCGUCAAACAUAAACCCAACAGUUAAUGGCGAAACGCUAUCAACGUCACGUGAUGACGACGAGUGUGAAGCAUUCAAACAAGCAUUUAAAAGUAAUGUUGAGAAGUUAAGCGAACGAAUGCAGUAUAUUGCGUCAAAAGGAAGGCACAUAUCAAACGACAGUAUUGCUCAGUCUCUACAUCAAACAUUAAUCGCGACGCAGCCUCAAUUGAUGUCCUUAAUUCAACAACAAGAGCGGGGAAAAGAUAAAUAUGAGGGGUUGGAGGAGAAAUUGAGUGUAUUGACCGAAACAAGACGUUCACUAGAUGACAUGCGCAUUCAACAUCGCGAGAAGCUUCGUCAACAAGAGCUGGAGCAAGAUAUGUUGCGUCGAAUGCAGAUGGAACAAAAAAUGGAAUUGUUAAGACAACAGAAACAAGAAUACAUGUUGUAUCAGCAGCAAUUUCAAGCCCAGAGACCACAGGCACUUGAUCAAAUGGCAAAAGACCAAUUGACUGCCAACCAAUAUGGUUCUCAACAACCUGGUUUACAGAAGAUACCGGGCAUGUACCACCAACCCCAUAUAUCCAUGGAACACCCAACAACUAUCAAGCGGUCACCCCUCCUGCACAACAAUAUCGUGCUGCUGGUCAAGAGGUUCCCACCGCCCAACUUCAAAACAUGUCCUUACGGGGAGUACAAGCUGGCAAUCAGGGGCCAAGUAUCAAUGGACAAGUACCUCAUGGCUAUCAAUCUUUAGCAAAU
Molecule: messenger RNA, 1975 nt
Organism: Xenia sp. Carnegie-2017
Lineage: Eukaryota; Metazoa; Cnidaria; Anthozoa; Malacalcyonacea; Xeniidae
Product: hepatocyte growth factor-regulated tyrosine kinase substrate-like
Exons: 17
Coding region: 204-1970 (588 amino acids)
Molecular function (GO): ubiquitin binding; metal ion binding; phosphatidylinositol binding
Source: RefSeq, a predicted model, not a curated record